Molecule: messenger RNA, 2598 nt
Organism: Rhipicephalus microplus (southern cattle tick)
Lineage: Eukaryota; Metazoa; Arthropoda; Arachnida; Ixodida; Ixodidae
Product: serine/threonine-protein kinase VRK1
Biological process (GO): protein phosphorylation
Molecular function (GO): protein kinase activity; ATP binding
Source: RefSeq, a predicted model, not a curated record
UGGGUCCGAGACUUCAGGUGCUAUUUGAAUCAAUGGCGGUAGGCCGGACUUGAGAGGUCUGGUCCCAAGGGGAGUUGAAAAAGUGCGCAGGCCGAAAUUGGAGUUAUCUCCUGAAUGCUUUACGGUGGUGGACCCUCGUGACAGUGUCCAAGUGCGUCCCCAAGCAAAGGUGAAAUGCCCAAACGAGCGCCUCCCAGCAUCGCCGAGCCACCCAAGAAGAAAGCCGUUAAGAAGGCACCGAGGGUAGCUGCCAAUGGACACCGUUUGCCAGAUCCCCUGCCUGCUGGUGAGGUCCUCACGGACCUUUUCAAGAAGCAGUGGCGCCUCGGCAAAGCGGUGGGCUUGGGCGGAUUUGGGGAGAUCUACCUAGCGUCUGACGAAGUCUCCAAACCUGUGGAUGCCAGUGCAGCGUACGUCAUAAAAAUUGAACCUCAUAGCAAUGGCCCACUGUUCACUGAAAUCAACUUCUACCUCCGCGUGGGAAAAGCUGAACAGAUCGAUCAAUGGGUCAAGCAGAGGAAGUUGGAUUACCUGGGCAUGCCUCGCUUCCGAGGUUCCGGGUCCCAUGAGCACAAUGGUGUCAAGUACCGGUUCAUGGUGAUGGACAGGUUUGGCGAGGACCUGCAGAAGAUCCUUGACCGGCAGGGCAAGACGCUCCCCUUGAAAACUGCCUUCAGCCUCGGGAUGCGCGUGAUUGAUGUGCUGGAGUACGUACACAGCUAUGAAUACAUCCAUGCCGAUGUCAAGGCGUCCAACCUUCUACUAGGUUUUGGCAAGGGCAACGAAAACAAGGUGUACUUAGUGGACUUUGGUUUAGCCUGCCGAUACACGCAAAAUGGCAAGCACAAGGAAUACAAGGAAGACCUCAGGAAGGCACACGACGGCACGAUCGAGUUUACAAGCCGCGACGCCCACAUAGGCGCCCACUCACGAAGGGGUGACAUAGAGAUCCUGGGCUACAACCUGCUCCAGUGGCUGUGUUGCCGGCUGCCCUGGGAGGACAACCUCAAAAACCCUGAGUACGUCAGCCAGCAGAAGAGCAGGCUGAUGGAAGACAUCCCCCUUCUGAUCAGCAAAUGCUUCCCGCACGGAGACAUUCCAUGUGGCAUCACUGAGUUCCUCCAGUAUGUGGCCUCCAUGAAGUUCGAGGACACGCCCGACUACAAGCGGCUAAAAAGGAUCCUCGAGAAGGGCAUCCAGGCGGCCGGCUUCAAGCCAGACGGCCGGCUACUGUUCACGCCACCAAGGACGCCGCGCCGGAACUCCUUUUCACCAAAGGUGUGUUUCUGUGCCUCCCCUAUGGAGCUCAUCAUGGCAAAGUGGCAACCAAAGAAGCCCGUGCUGCAAGAGAUCAUCCUUGCCGAGGACAGCAUGGAUGACGAAAGCGGGGAGGACGAGAACGUCGUCAAAAAGCCACCACCGGCCAAGAUCGCCCGUGGCCGCACAACACCUGUCCGGAGGAACAACCGCCGGUCACCCGCAGCGUCCAAGUCUGCCUCAGACUUCAGCGACCUCAAGCUCGAAACCGAGCGAAAGCCGGUCAAGAAGAAGGCAGUGUCAGCUCUCUCGGCCAGGACGAGUUCUAAGGACUCGCGGAAGAAUGGCUUCUGCGAAGACAGCAACAGCAUGGGCCUGGACAACCCUACUCCGGCCAUGCUGGAGGUUCUCCAACGCAAGCAGGCCCUACUGGCCCAACAACAGGAAGGGCUGCUGCCUUCGAAUGGCCGCAAGCGUUCCAGCACCUCUCCGCCGGCCAACCACUGUCCCUCGCCUCUGUGGGGGGACAGCUCUCUGUCGCCCACCCAGACCUGCGAUGCCGCCGUGCAGGCAGACGACAGCAACGCACCUCGACCGUCGAGAAGUGACCGGGCAGCCCGAAAGCGUAACUCUACGUACCACCUGUUCCACCGGCUGUCAGACCGAGGCAUCCGACGCGGUCUAGAGGCGGCGACGGUCAAGAACGCAGUGUUUGGUACAGAGUCAAGAAAAGAAGUUGAAGGUGGUUCCGAGCACUGCGCUGUGCAUUAUGUGCGUGAGAGACGUCAGAAAAAAAAAGAAAGGUCACCACAUUUUCCUUCGAGGCUUUCAUCGACAUAGCAAGAGUUUCUUCAAAAUGGCCACCUUUGCCAGCGUGUACAGACUUCUUGUGCUGCUCUGUGGUGCGCCUGCAGUUGUUUUCAAAGAAAAAUAAUGUUGGACGAUCGAAUUCAAUGCAGUCUUUAGCUGCCCAAUCCAAGCAUUUUCUUAAACCCAGACUCCCUGUCCCUUUUUUCUCCAAUUAUUUUUAUACCUUCCUUCUCACUUUACUUUAAUAGUGGUAUGUGAAGUCAUACAUACCUCUCGACACUUUAUAGGCUUUUUUUAUUUUCUGCUUCACGUAGUCACCUGCCAUUUGCUCGGGCCGUUCGUUUUUGUGGUGGUCUUGUACAAACGCCUUGCCCGUAGUUGUACAUAGAUGUUGGGCAUUUCAUCUUGGUGUUGCCAGGGCACGCCAUUGCAUUUUUUUACUCCCCCUUCUGUGUUACCAUUUUGUUCUCUUUGAAGUAGCUCAUUUUUUAAAGAAAAUAAUAAAAAAACUUGCUAGCCUUGGCGUUGACA